AUGAAAUCAAUCAUAUUAAUUCUUUUCAAUGCUCUUCUUGCAUCAAUUUGGGCAAUUAGAGUCAAUAGCACACCACUCGAUUAUUAUUUAACCAGCGAACAAAUGGGCAGUUCUGGCACAUUUGAUGGUGACCUAUUGACUUGUUCUUGGGUUGAUGAUUCUUUAUCCAUGAAUUUUUAUAUCACUUUGUCGUUAAGUACCGCUUCUCCUCGGUCUCAGCUAGAUGGUGCUAAAUAUCUUGUUGUAGGAAAAAAGCAAAUUUGUAUGCUUUAUAAAAUUUAUGACACUAUAGUUUAUAACUAUAAAUAUGAUAGUAGAGGAAGUUGGGAAAGUCUUUAUUUUCCGAUUGAUUCAAUCUCUGACUAUGGAUCUGAUAAUACAUCUCCACCUACACCUACAGAUACUACAGAUACUACAGAUACAUAA
Messenger RNA from Dentiscutata heterogama, 426 nucleotides. The record is from the annotation of a GenBank genome assembly. NCBI's taxonomy places the organism in Eukaryota, Fungi, Glomeromycota, Glomeromycetes, Diversisporales, Gigasporaceae.